CGUUUCGAGUGAUCUCUUCUCUCGAUUUCUCAUUCGAGCAGUUCGGCGCGAGUUCUGAAGAAAUGGCUGAGGUUUCCACUUUAAGAUCUGUGGUUCAUCUUUCAAUCAGUGUGUCGCAGAUUUGCUUGUUGGUCUCUGUUAUGUAGUUUGGGGAGCUUCGGGUGGUUUAUUUUGGCUUGUUGGAGUUCCUCUUCCGGUUCUGAUGAGAGUUUCUGCUGAAUAUGGGGAAGUUUCCUUCCCUAGGCGUCUGCUUUAGAUCUUUUGGUUUCUCUCACCAAAUUUAGCGGCGAUCUUCGAGCGCUCUGCCGACAUCUCCACUACUACUACUACGAUGAAAAGGCCUUUUCGCCCGCUCUUCAGUUUACUGCUUCUUAUUGUGAUUGUCUCCACCCUGAGCUCCAGAACUGUGGUUCGCCGGAGCUUCAGUUACCUUCAGCAGGAUAAUAAUGUCUCGCUGGAACCAUCAGUGCUGGGAUUGAAUUCAACGCUGCUUCAAUUUGCGGCAAUUGAUGUAAAUGAGGCAAACGAUAAGAAAGAAAUCGAACAUUUGCUCGAAGGGAACUUUGGCAGCUCGGGGCGGUACCGUUCUUUCUCAUCUUGGCAGCAUUCCAAUUUCCUUAACCCUCGGACGAGAUCUUCUACUGGCAGACUAUCAUUCCAGCUCCGCUCUCCGAAGUACUACAGAAUUUGGUUGGAGUUUCGAAAGUCCCUCCGCGAUUGGUCACGGAAUAAAUGGUUCCAACCAGAUAUCAUGUUGGAUUUGAUCGACCUUGUCAAACAUCCUAUUGAUCGGCACUAUGGACUGCCCGACUCCAACGGCCGGUAUGCUUCUUGUGCAGUUGUGGGUAACAGUGGGAUUUUGCUCAAGGCUGAGUAUGGAGAGCAGAUCGACAGCCACGAUAUUGUGAUCCGACUGAACAAUGCCAGGACUGAGGGGUUCCAACGCAAUGUAGGAUCCAAAACCAAUAUCUCCUUUGUGAACAGUCAUAUCCUGCAUCGAUGUGCACGUAGAGAAGGCUGCUUCUGCCAUCCCUAUGGGGAAAAGGUCCCGAUGGUGAUGUACAUUUGCCAGGCUGUGCAUUUGAUCGAUUACACAAUCUGCAAUUCUUCUCACAAGGCUCCUUUGCUAGUUACAGAUGCCCGCUUCGAUAUCUUGUGUGCUCGGAUUGUGAAGUAUUACUCUGCAAAAAGUUUUGUAGAGGUAACGGGGAAGUCUCUGGACGAAUGGGCACUUGUCCAUGAUGCUAACCAGUUUCAUUAUUCUUCUGGUAUGCAAGCUAUCAUGCUAGCGUUGGGAACCUGUGAUAGAGUUAGUAUCUUUGGGUUUGGAAAGUCAGCACAGGCGACGCACCAUUAUCAUACCAAUCAGAAGGCCGAACUUCAUUUGCAUGAUUACGAGGCAGAGUACGCCUUUUACCAUGACUUGGUUGAGAGACCGCAGGUAAUACCGUUCCUUCCGGGCAAGUUCAAGGUUCCUCCUGUGGUCAUAUACAAUUAAAUUAUUUCCACAUGAAAACUUCUGUGUUCUCUGGAAUGAGUUCAUUGAUCGGCAAGUUUGACUUCCACUGUAUUUGUUGUAACAAUAGGUUCCCGCAGCUCCCAGGAAACGGGACAACAGAAAUUGUAAUUCUCCGAAAGACCCCGUGGGGAGGGGAAAAUUAAAUUCAAAAUUUCCUAAAAGACCCAGUACUAGCCAAGUUAGUAUUGGGUGUUACUACAUGUAAGAUUGCAAUCGUGAAAUGUGAGUUCAAGCUUUUAGUAGGAUGUUGUCAUGUAUACCACUGUAUUCCCUAAUUUCUAUUGUGAUUGAAAUUUUAUACUCUGUAUGAUAAAGACUUCAA
Telopea speciosissima is the source of this 1841-nucleotide messenger RNA. Its product is annotated as beta-1,6-galactosyltransferase GALT29A-like. The coding region runs from base 332 to 1498 and encodes 388 amino acids. Lineage: Eukaryota; Viridiplantae; Streptophyta; Magnoliopsida; Proteales; Proteaceae. Gene Ontology annotation, molecular function: sialyltransferase activity. The record is from RefSeq and is a predicted model, not a curated record. The transcript has a single exon.